UGUCUGAGUGGGCCAUGGUGACUGCUAACCAGGCUCUGAAGGCAGUAGGCCUGUUCAUAGCUUGUCUACUGAAGUCUAUCACAGACCUGUUCCUCACCAAGCCUUUGUGGGCCAGCCUGAAGGUUCUGGAGGACACUGACCUAAGGGCCACCGGAGGAAUUCAUGAGACAUAUAAGGCCAAAGCUCUGUGGGAGAAGACUGGGGCAGUGAUCAUGGUGGUACGACGCCCUGGAUGCUUGUUGUGCAGAGAGGAGCUGUCCUCUCUGAAGCCCCAGCUAGAGGAGUUGGGGAUCCCUCUCUUAGCCGUGUUCAAAGAGAACAUUGGCCAAGAGCUGGACGCCUUCAAGACAUUUUUUACUGGGGAAGUCUAUGUAGACCAAAAGAGAGCAUUAUACGGUCCUGUGGAGCAUUAUAUAUUCCUGUCUGCGUUGCUGCGUAUCGGGGUGUGGAGAAGCCUGUGGAGGGCCAAUAGGAAGGGCUGCACAGGAAAUAUAAUCAAAGGAGAAGGUCUUUUACUGGGGAGAGUGUUCGUCAUUGGGCCCGAAGAUCAGGGAAUUCUGCUUGAGCACCGUGAGAAGGAGUUUGGGGAUAAAGUCAACCCAAUUCAAGAUGGCUUGGCUACUGCGAAAUAGUUUACACAAACAGCUUAAAGUCACCAUGCAGUCUUUUUAAUUGCAUUUUUAAAUCAUCACUGUAUGUAUAAUACAUCACUGUGUGUGUGUUUAUUUCAUGUAAAUAACUCAAAAUAUAUUUUUCAUAAUUUAUUGUCCUUUUGCCAUUGAAAUACUCAGUCUGAUCAUGUGGGCAUGUUGAUACAAAUUUAAAUAUAUUUACAUACAGUGCCCUAAUUUGCCGGAUAGGAUCGUCUGGACUAAAGAGCCUACCUAACUUUUAACGUGGGGCGAUUCCUAUUUUCCACUUAAUUUGUAUUUAGUGACACAUUUCCCCCCCUUUUUAGUGACAUGUUCACCCCCUGGUUUAAAAGCACAUGCAUGAAUGGUUCUUUAUACAUUUAACAUGGUAGUUUUGGUUCUUUUAUGCAGGAAUGACUUUCCACUCACAUGUGUUAGCCUCUCAUUGACUAUGAGUAUGCACUUUUGUGUAAAAUGUAUAGUCUAUAGUGAAUGUAUUUGUGCUACUUCACAGUAUGUCUGUCAGUCUCUGUGCAUAGAAUUUUUACUUUAGAUUGUACUUUUUUCUGGCAUCCAUAAUCCUGUAGGUGAUUUAUACAUCAUUGAAAUUGACCCAGCAGACCCACCCCCAAAACCAGCAGAACCUUUCCCUUUUUCACUGUGCUGAACCUGUCCUGAUCUCAUCCCUGGACAUGUCCUGUCAACAGUGCUGUGUUGUCCUGUGUACUGGUCUCACUACUGUCCGGUUGUCGUCAUGGGACUGUGUGGGUGUUAAUGAAGGUCUGUGUCUAAAAUCUGAAUGAUGAGAGCUCAGGGCUGAUGCUUACACACGCAGUCACACUGCUCAAUGGACAAAGAUUAGGCUCGCUACCAGGAAAAUGCAUGAACUGUU
This is a messenger RNA of Salvelinus fontinalis (brook trout), 1524 nucleotides long. Its product is annotated as peroxiredoxin-like 2A. The record is from RefSeq and is a predicted model, not a curated record. NCBI's taxonomy places the organism in Eukaryota, Metazoa, Chordata, Actinopteri, Salmoniformes, Salmonidae. The transcript is spliced from 5 exons. The coding region runs from base 15 to 632 and encodes 205 amino acids.